Haplochromis burtoni (Burton's mouthbrooder) is the source of this 2643-nucleotide messenger RNA. RefSeq names its product dopamine receptor D4a (gene drd4a). The coding region runs from base 807 to 2015 and encodes 402 amino acids. Gene Ontology annotation, cellular component: plasma membrane. The record is from RefSeq and is a predicted model, not a curated record. The transcript is spliced from 4 exons. NCBI's taxonomy places the organism in Eukaryota, Metazoa, Chordata, Actinopteri, Cichliformes, Cichlidae. Gene Ontology annotation, biological process: adenylate cyclase-activating adrenergic receptor signaling pathway; adenylate cyclase-inhibiting dopamine receptor signaling pathway. Gene Ontology annotation, molecular function: dopamine neurotransmitter receptor activity, coupled via Gi/Go; G protein-coupled receptor activity.
UCCUAAAUAUCAAGGAGUAUCCAAAAGGUGUAUGAGCUAAUUAAUGCUGAGUGAUAAACUAAUGCUACAACUGUACUGAUCAGAAACAAAAGAAUAUUUUUUUUCCACUUAAUUUCAUCAAAACUUGCUCCAAAAUGCCCCAACAGCACAAAUAGAGGUAGAGAGGUCAAAUUCAGUGGAUAUUUUUAUUUAAUUAAUUAAUUAAUAAUUUUUUUUUUGCAGUGGCCACUCCUGUCUCCCCCCGUCUCCGUGAUACGCAUGCACGCAGAUGAACAGACAGAUGGACAAACUUCUGCUGGAGCUCAAGGGCUGAAGGACACCGUAAAGCGCAGGUGAUAAGCGGCUUUAAUCGGUUAAUUUGGCCUCGGUGGCCUUUGUGCUAGCGGGCUGCAGGCAAACACUCGGGAGCUGGAAACAUCCACGGCACGACACUUUCUCUGCUGUCUGACCCCAGAGUCCUUCGGCUAUCUUCCCAGCAUUAAAGAAAGAAGCAGUUUUCUAUUGAUAUGAAGAUUUUAAUGAGCCAAGAACCGCAUCUGUAUUCUUCUGGAUUUUUUUUCAUCACUAAAUAUUCUUUGUGACAAAAUCUGACUUCAUCACCAUAUUUUUAAUAUUUAAAUAAAAGUUUAACUUUGUAAAUACCAACUUGUGUUUUUGUCCAUCUGCUUUUACGCAGAGGAUUUUUGCGUAAAAGGCGCAACGGUGCGCACUGGAGCUCGUCACUGCAGUCUGCUACAGUCUAAGUGGAGUCUGUGUGACAGCAUGAUAAGGCUACAGUGUGGCAGUCGGACUCCAACCCGGCCUUCAUGAGCCCGUUGGCCGCGCUGCUGUGGCUCGGACGGGAUCAGACCGACGCGGCGCAGAUGGUGGCAAACCUGAGCGCAGCGCAGGAGGCGGGGACAGCGACCGCGGCACUGCACAACCUGCCUGCCCUGGUUUUCGGGGUGCUGCUGAUCGUCGUCAUCAUCUGCGGCAACUUGAUGGUGUGUCUGAGUGUGUUCGUCGAAAAGGCACUGAAAACCACCACCAACUACUUCAUCGUGAGUCUGGCAGUGGCGGAUCUGAUGUUGGCGGUGCUCGUGCUGCCGCUCUUCGUCUAUUCGGAGUUCCAGGAUGGUGUAUGGACCCUCAACACUACCAUCUGUGAUGGUCUCAUGACGAUGGAUGUUAUGUUGUGUACUGCCUCCAUCUUCAAUCUCUGUGCUAUCAGCAUUGACAGGUUCAUCGCUGUGUCAAUCCCGCUCAACUACAACAGGAAGCAUGUGGACCUGCGGCAAGUUGUUUUGCUGUCGGCCACCUGGAUCCUGGCCUUGGCUGUAGCCUCGCCAAUCAUCUUUGGCAUCAACAAUGUCCCAGGCCGCGAUCCGAGGGAAUGUAAACUAGAGAAUGAUGACUAUGUUCUGUAUUCUUCCGUCUGCUCCUUCUUCAUCCCCUGCCCCAUCAUGCUGCUGCUGUACUGUGGCAUGUUCCGCGGCCUGCGACGAUGGGAGGAGGCACGGAAAGCCAAGCUGAAGGACAGCAUCCAGGCGUGCCGCAAGCUGCAGGAGGCCACAGCCACGUUGCCUCCUCUGGCUUCGCUGCCACCUCUGCUGCCUCCCAUUAUAGAGCGAGACCCAGCAGAUACUCUUGAUGAAGCAUCCACCUUGCAGUCCCCAGACCUGCCCCCGAACUCAACAGAGAACAAAGACGGCCCUGUGCCAGCGGUCAGUUUUGCAGAGAUUAAGUUCAACCACGACCCGCGCAGAAGAAAAAGGGCCAAGAUCAACAGCCGCGAGAGGAAGGCUAUGAAGGUGCUUCCUGUCGUUGUGGGUGCCUUCCUAUUCUGCUGGACUCCUUUCUUUGUCCUCCACACAAUGCGAGCACGCUGUCAAGAGUGCCACAUCCCACCAGCCCUAAUGAGCGUGGUGACGUGGCUGGGCUAUGUCAACAGCGCCCUGAACCCUGUCAUAUACACUGUCUUCAACACUGAGUUCAGGAACUUCUUCAAAAAAGUCCUCCAGCGCUGUUGCUCAUAGAACUACCGGAGUGGACGCUGCUCCGUGGACCAUUCUUAAACGCACAACAGCUGCAAGAGAUGCUGCUGACUGUUGAUAUGCUGUCUUUAGUCUGUUCAUGUUGCCAUGGUUUCCUUCCUCUGUGAGGUUUUUAUUUUUCUACAUUUGAUGACAGCAAAGUGUGUUUGAGCUUCAUGUUUCAUGUGAAGAAGCUAUUCUCUUAGUCUAUAAGGUGGAUCAAUAGCAUUUUUGCCAUACACAACUUAUUUUAUAUGUUGAAACUCAUCUUUUCAGAAUAAAUGUUUUUGCUAAAAAUACACAUUAAUAAGACUAGUCUCUUUCAGAGUUUGAGGCCCGCUUGAGAAAAUGUUGACGAGUGCACAGAUGAAUCCAAGAUGUAGGUGGAAGCAGACGGGUGUUGUGGAAGUUUUCCAUUUAAAUAAAGCCUGCAGACGAACGGUGAGCGGUAGCUAACGUUCUUUAAUCCAAACACACAAAGAACAGAACACCAAGCUUGUGGAGAGCCCACAUGACCGCGGGGCAGGGUCAGCAGAGUCUCACUGAGUCUAACGUGGCUCUCAGUUAAAUACCUUCUCCAGGAACAAAAGGCAGUACACAGUUGUUUCACACCUUAAGGUUCACACUCCCU